AUGCAAUCAGCAAUGAAGAUGUUUGGCAUCAUCCUGAUUGUUAUCUUCUCUGUGUCCUGUGGUCCUUCGGCUCCUCAGAUGAAAACAAGAGAUGUUGCAGAAAGAACACACAAAUGUUCCCUGGUCCGUGGUACAUGCAAGUCUGAAUGUAACAAUUGGGAGUAUAAAUAUAACUACUGUCACACUGAGCCCUGCUGUGUGGUGCGAGAAUACAAAAGAAUGGAGAAAUUAUUGACUACUCCCAAAUAUACAACUUAA
Molecule: messenger RNA, 258 nt
Organism: Mus caroli (Ryukyu mouse)
Lineage: Eukaryota; Metazoa; Chordata; Mammalia; Rodentia; Muridae
Gene: Defb113
Product: defensin beta 113
Biological process (GO): innate immune response
Cellular component (GO): extracellular region
Source: RefSeq, a predicted model, not a curated record